Myxocyprinus asiaticus (Chinese sucker) is the source of this 303-nucleotide messenger RNA. RefSeq lists its product as uncharacterized. The record is from RefSeq and is a predicted model, not a curated record. The transcript has a single exon. Lineage: Eukaryota; Metazoa; Chordata; Actinopteri; Cypriniformes; Catostomidae. Bases 1 to 303 code for a protein of 100 amino acids.
AUGAUCCUCUCCCGCCUGCUGAAACACCAACUCUACGUGAAAGCAGAGAAAUGUGAGUUCCAUGUUACCCAUACAAUGUUCUUCGGGUAUAUCGUCAGCCAUAGAGGUGUUGAGAUGGAUGACUCCAAGAUCAAGGCAGUCACAGAGUGGCCAAGACCCAACACUGUUAAGGAGCUACAACGUUUCCUGGGUUUUGCGAAAUUCUACAGGAGAUUUAUCCGCAACUACAGUCUCAUCUCUGCCCCCAUAACAUCUUUGCUCAAAGGAAAUCCAUCCAAGCUACCAUGGAGUGACUCUGCUUAA